Spathaspora passalidarum NRRL Y-27907 is the source of this 2532-nucleotide messenger RNA. RefSeq names its product Rnr3p (gene RNR3). The coding region runs from base 1 to 2532 and encodes 843 amino acids. Gene Ontology annotation, biological process: DNA replication; deoxyribonucleotide biosynthetic process. The transcript has a single exon. Lineage: Eukaryota; Fungi; Ascomycota; Pichiomycetes; Serinales; Debaryomycetaceae. Gene Ontology annotation, cellular component: ribonucleoside-diphosphate reductase complex. The record is from RefSeq and is a predicted model, not a curated record. Gene Ontology annotation, molecular function: ribonucleoside-diphosphate reductase activity, thioredoxin disulfide as acceptor; ATP binding.
AUGCCAAGCACGAUCAUAAUAACACCCCAGAUCGAGGAGGGUGGUUUGGUUGAGAAGGAAUUUGAUAGAGAUAAGCUUCUUGAACUAUUGCAAAAUCUAUGUUUUAAUUUGGAUACUGAUCAUUUAGAAUUAGAAGCUGUCGUGUCCGAUAUUGCCCGAGGGUUGCCUGAUCGAAUUGAAAUUGAAAAAUUAUAUGAGUUCGUGGCGGAGGCAUUGGCCAGUAGGAUAGUAUAUCAUCCAGAUUAUGCUAUCCUUGCCGGUAGGAUCGAGAUCAAGAAAUUUGAUAGCAUUGUUCCAUACACAUUCAGUGAAAAUGUCAAACGACUCCAAGCAUACCGUCAUCCUCGAGUUAAAAACAGACCGUACUCUAUGUUAUCUGAGAAAUAUUGUGAUGUUGUGAUGAAGCAUGCAGCGUUCUUUGAUGAAGUGAUUGAUAAAUCGCGAGACAACGAAUUGACAUAUUUUGGAAUCAAGACAUUAGAGAAUUCAUAUUUACUCCAGAUGAAUAAUCAAAUCGCCGAAACUCCACAAUACUUGUUCUUGCGUGUUGCCAUUGGAAUUCACUUUGAUGAUCUUGAAUCUGUAGUGGAGACAUAUGACUUGAUGUCGCAAAAGUACCUCAUUCAUGCUUCCCCCACAUUAUACAACUCCGGCACCGAGUUCAAUUACUUGUCGUCUUGUUUCCUCCUUGCCGUCAAAGAAGACUCCAUCGAUGGAAUCUACAAGACUCUACACCAAGCAGCACUCAUAUCCAAAGCUUCAGGCGGGAUAGGUAUACACAUGCACGACGUCAGAGCCAACGGUUCAUUUAUAGCAAGCACAAGUGGGAUUUCCAACGGGUUGGUUCCAAUGUUAAGGGUAUUCAAUAAUACUGCAAGAUAUGUUGACCAAGGAGGCGGGAAACGGCCAGGUGCAUUUGCAAUGUAUAUUGAGCCAUGGCAUGCUGAUAUUUUCGAUAUACUUGACAUGAGAAAGAAUCAUGGUAAUGAAGAACAAAGAACACGAGACUUGUUUUAUGGAUUGUGGGUUCCUGACUUAUUUAUGAAACGAGUCAAAGAAGACAAGGAAUGGUCAUUAUUUUCUCCCGACGAAGCACCUGGAUUAAGUGAUGUAUAUGGGGAUGAGUUUGUGGAAUUGUAUGAAAAGUACGAACGUGAAGGGUUGGCAAUUUCUACAAUCAAGGCGCACAAGUUAUGGUUGGCUAUAUUGGAAUCGCAAACGGAAACCGGGGUGCCAUAUAUGCUCUAUAAAGAUGCUUGUAAUUCCAAAUCUAACCAAAAGAAUUUGGGGACCAUCAAAUGUUCAAAUCUUUGUUGUGAAAUCAUUCAAUAUUCCUCGCCUGAAGAAACUGCAGUUUGUAAUAUCGGCUCAUUAGCAUUGCCUUCAUACUUGAAGACAGCCGAGAACCGUGCUGGCGAAGAAGUAUUGGAAUUUGAUUUUGUUAAACUACACAAAGUUGCCAAGGUGCUAGUUAAGAAUCUAAACAAGGUUAUUGAUGUUACUAGAUAUCCAGUACCGUCAGCCGAACUCUCUAACAAGAAACAUAGACCAAUAGCCAUUGGAGUACAGGGUCUUGCUGACUUGUUCCUCGAGUUACGACUUCCAUUUGAUUCGCCUCAAGCCAAGCACUUAAACAUGCAAAUUUUCGAAACUAUAUAUCACGCCGCAAUUGAACAAUCUACUGAACUUGCAUUCCAAGAAGGUCCCUAUGAAUCAUUCGAAGGCUCUCCUGCAUCACAGGGUCUUCUCCAAUUUGACUUGUGGAACCAUAAACCAUCACCAUUGUAUGAUGACUGGGACACAUUAAAGGAAAAUAUCAAAAAUUUCGGAUUGAGAAACUCCCUCCUUGUUGGGCCCAUGCCUACUGCAUCCACAUCGCAAAUCCUUGGGUUCAAUGAGUGUUUUGAACCAUACACUUCAAACAUAUACACUCGUCGGGUACUCUCAGGCGAAUUCCAAGUCGUUAACAAGUACUUGAUUAAGGAUUUGAUUGAUUUGGGAAUUUGGAAUUCCAGCAUGAGAAACAAGAUCAUUAUGGAGAAUGGGUCAAUUCAGAACAUUGCCAGUAUUCCACAGGAAAUCAAGGACUUGUAUAAGACAGUUUGGGAGAUAAGUCAACGAGUCAUAAUUGAUAUGGCUGCUGACCGUGGGAAAUUUGUUGAUCAGCUGCAAAGUAUGAACAUCUAUUUAAAACAACCCACGUUUGGAAAAUUAACCAGUUGUCAUUUCUAUGCUUGGGAAAAGGGGUUGAAAACAGGGAUGUAUUAUUUAAGAACUCAAGCUGCAACACGAGCUAUUCAAUUUACGGUUGAUGCAGAAGAAGCCAGCAAGGUAGACAACGUUGAAGUAAGCCCAAGCACACUUAAGCGAAAGAAGUAUUUGGAAAUUGAUCAUGUUCUGCUCAAAAGAAAACGAGAAGCAUAUGUGACUCCCGAUUCCCAAUCCCGGGAAGACCCCACGGAUAUUUAUGAUUCAACCCCGCUUGUUUGUGAUAUUGUCGAGACUGGAAGUUGUCAAUCGUGUUCGGGAUAA